AAUGGGGUCUGUACUGUUGCAGAGACUGUUGAACCUAGGUCCACAGAAUGCUCUGAUGUCAUCACUGAGGUUAGAGAAUUCUGCUGUAGGCCUGGCAACCUUUGAAACUUAACAGCCCUGGUGAGCACUAAGCAGUACUGCUUGUUCACUAAGUGGUCCAAGUUGUUCAGCCAUUUAGGAGACUUGACUAUUUUUAUUUGUAUUGAAUCAUUUCAACGGAUUUCCCAAAAGCCAAGAAGGGCCAACCUGUAGGGAAGAGGAGGAGUUGGACGUGAGGCAUCUUCUAAGGGAAUCUUCCAGUUGGUACGAUGAGACGGCGACAAAAGAGGAAACAUCUGGAAAGUGAAGAGUCCCAGGAAACUGCCGAGAAGGGAGGAGGAAUCUGGAGAUUACAUCGAGACACUCCCCGGCCUAGAGCACCCCUAGCCCGGGUUCAGGAAGAAGGGGAGACCGCUCCCCCACCACAGUGUGUCGCCUUCUCAUCCCCUUCAUUCAGUAAGACCUCUCUGUAUACAAACAAAGAGGAAAGAGGCAUGAAAAUAUACUACAUGCGGGUGAAAACGAUCAAGGGUGUAGCUGUCUCCUGGGAGACAGAGAAACCCUUGGGGUUGCUAGAAAAGCGGCUGAGGAUAGAAGAAGUGACCCUUCCUGAGGAUGUGCGUGUAGGUUCUCCCCGCUCUGCUGUGUCCACCAGAAACCGCCUGUCUGACAGUGAGCCCACUGGGGAGGAGAAAGAGUGUGAGGAAAGGGCAGAGCCAUACAGCCCAUCAGGGUCAGCUGCAGUCCAGGAGAGACCCAGGGCCAAGACACCGGACUGGCUGGUGACCAUGGAGGCCGGCUUCAGGUGCAUGGCCUGCUGCCGGGUGUUCCCCACCUUGGAGAUCCUCCGGCAGCACGUGCGGUACGGCGUCCAGGAGGGCUUCAGCUGCCAUGUCUUUCAUCUCACCAUGGCCCAGAUGAUGGGCGAUGUGGAAUCCGAGAGCACCACCGAGGAGGAGGUGGAGGAGGGAGAGGAGGAGGAGAAGCAAGGAGCAAAGGAGAAUGAGGAGGAGCAGCCCACGGGGGAAGACCUCAGCCCGAGGAGACCGUGGAGCCAAUGUCCAGGCUGCGUGUUACAUUCUCCGAAGGAGAGGAAGUGA
This is a messenger RNA of Balaenoptera acutorostrata (minke whale), 1139 nucleotides long. Its product is annotated as protein FAM170A-like. Lineage: Eukaryota; Metazoa; Chordata; Mammalia; Artiodactyla; Balaenopteridae. The record is from RefSeq and is a predicted model, not a curated record. Gene Ontology annotation, biological process: fertilization. Gene Ontology annotation, cellular component: nucleus.